Messenger RNA from Xylaria bambusicola, 1576 nucleotides. RefSeq lists its product as uncharacterized. The record is from RefSeq and is a predicted model, not a curated record. Gene Ontology annotation, biological process: phosphatidic acid biosynthetic process; triglyceride catabolic process. Gene Ontology annotation, molecular function: acylglycerone-phosphate reductase (NADP+) activity; triacylglycerol lipase activity. Bases 333 to 1265 code for a protein of 310 amino acids. The transcript is spliced from 2 exons. NCBI's taxonomy places the organism in Eukaryota, Fungi, Ascomycota, Sordariomycetes, Xylariales, Xylariaceae. Gene Ontology annotation, cellular component: endoplasmic reticulum; lipid droplet.
CAUCAGCCAUCUAGAAGGAAGCGAGAGAACCUUCGCAACCUUCAGCACAUGCAACCCUGCCUCGACAUGGGUUUCCUCGGCAACUUCCAUGGAUGAACCGCACCUGAGGUGUAGAGAGGCGAACUUCAGAGCACGGGAGAAGUGGAGGGUAAGAGGGGUUGGCGUUUUAAAGCUCCUGUUGGAUUCACGGCACGUUCCGCUUUGGGCAUCCUACGCAGACCCAUCUGAUUGCUCUACCCCCAUUCGUGUGUAUAUCUAGCCCGGCAUGUCUGAGCCUUGCUGGGUUGUGCCUACGACGUAUUCAUUCUCACCGUCAAAUAAUUUCUGGCUGCAUGUCACGUCCCCAGAUGCCCCAGAACACGGUCUUGAUAACAGGGUGCAGCGAUGGGGGGAUUGGCGCAGCACUAGCGGUCGAGUUCCAGCUGCGUGGCCUGCGCGUAUUUGCCACGGCCCGUGACCUGUCCAAGAUGACCAGUCUCGCAGCCCUCGGUAUCGAAACGCUGGAGCUGGACGUGACAUCCGAAUCAUCAAUCGAGCAAGCCGUAGCCAUAGUCCGAGAGAAGCUCAGUCUCACUAGCAGCGACCCCAAAGAUAAUGGCGCUGAAGAUGGCAAAUCUAACCCGGAUCAACAGCCGAGGGGUCGGCUAGACCUCUUGAUCAACAACGCUGGCGUGAACCACGUGAUGCCCUUCUCAGAUACCAAGAUAACCGAUCUGAGCAGGGUCUUCAACACAAACGUCAUCGGUUCGCUAGCCGUGACGCAGGCCUUUAUCCCGCUCCUCAUGCACCAAGGCGGUGCAACCGCCAAGACUAAAAGUACAGUCGCGAUGCUGGGAAGCGUCAACGAGGUAUUCAUGCCGCCUUACCAGCUCGCUUAUAACACCUCCAAGGUCGCCGUUCACGCCGCUGCCAGGGCGUUGCGCGUCGAGCUUGCGCCCUUGGGCAUUCACUGCGUGACGUUAGUGACGGGGAGCGUGCGUACCAAGUUAUUCGAGAACGCGCAGUCGAAGGUGCCCGAGGGGAGCUUUUAUGCCACUGUCGCGAGUCGGAUCGAGGGCCGAGAGUUUUUGAAAGACGCCCAUUGGGUUGACGCAGACGAAUUCGCGAGACAGGUCGUCAACGAACUGUUAAAGCCAAAGCCAAAUCCCGACAUUUGGCGCGGUGGCUUGGCUAGGGUCGCGUCAUGGUUGGCAUGGUUGGGAUGGGACAGUAUGCUGGAAUCUGCUAUCUUGAAAGCUAAUCAUCUUGACGAAAUUCAAAUAUAGAUAGGUAUUUGGGAAAGGUGUUUAUAUGAUUAGAGUUAGGCACCCGCGAAAAGGAACAAUGGUUGAGUUGGCGUAAAGCGGAAGACUUGGGUAUAAUUGUGAAAUAACAUUAUAAGGUGAGGCUGUUAGAAGAACAAGGCACUGCGAAUGAUUCGUGUAAUCAGGUGGUUUCUCUAUAGAUUCCAGCACGAGGUCGAGUUCAGGCUUUCUGAAGUCAGAAGCCCGAGACUCACUACUGGCGUGGGUACUAGUUAUAUGUCUUGUGCACUGCCCAGCGUACCUUCGAGAAAUCAGCUGCUUUACUAUACCAG